CAUCGACUUACAAAGGAAGCUAACAGAGAGGCUAACAGAGACCAAGGCCAACAAUCCAGACUUGAUAUGAAUAGAAAGGGCGACCUCGCAAAGCGAUUCAGUGCAGCUGGCCCAAAGGCUCCAAGCUAUCUCGAGAGACGCUCCGGGGAAGGAACUCAAAGAGAUAACCGGGAUAGCGUAUGGAAACGCAUGGACUCCCGGUAUGCUCCUAGAGAUGACCACCGUGAGAACAAUCGAUAUGCCCCUCGCGACAGGGAUAUCCCACCACCUAGUAAAGAAGCAUACAACAAGAGAAGGUAUGAUGAUUCAUUUGCAGCAAGCAAGCAUCGUGAAGAAGCCAGGAGGGAAGAGAGGAAGCGCAUACCUUCAUCACAAAGCGCUAAGGGAGAGAGAGCUCCUGAAGAACCCGGUGAUAAACAACUUGUGCGGCCUUCCUCUAGCUCAAAGGGAGAGAAAACAGCUGAUGUCCCUCUUAAAACAUCGCUGACACAGCCCCAACUGGCCAAACAACUCAACUCCUCCCCGGAUCAUAUCAGGGAACGUCCUUUCAGACUAGCCCUUCAGAAAUCUUCAGGAGACUUGAAGUUGAAAGGAAAAGUUGGAGAUUUGGGAGAUUCCUCCGAAUCCGUAAGCUCAGCAAAAAAGAGCUUGAAGUUCGCCGCUGAGACGAAUCAAUCACCACCCAAAGCCCACCCAAGAUCACCACCUGUUAACAGUGAGGAAGGGAAGAAAAAGAGCUGGUAUGAGAUGACAUUGGAAGAGGAAGAAGAGGUAAGCAAAAAAGCUACAGAUGAUAAAGAUAAGCUUUCCACGGGUGAUCCAGAACUUAAUGAAGUUGAUGAUCCAAAUGCGGAGAAAAUUCUAGAAGAUGAAGAUUGGAUGAUCGAUGGUGAAAAUUUCGAUGAUGAUGACCUGAUGGAUGAGGAUGACUUGCUAUACGAUGAGAACCACAAGGAAGAAGAGGUUGAGCAGCUGAUGCCCCCAAAGACUAAGCCGGGGUCGAUCACCAAUGAGUAUGAUGGGGAGAAGAAGGCUGAUGAGACGCAGAACUGGCCUGUGGGAAACGCGACAGGGCCUGGCUCCAGCAACGAUCUUCAGCAACCACCAGCCCUUUCAUCGCAAUCACCGUUCAAGAAGAAGAAAGGAUCACCGAACCCUAACGCUGCUGGACUUUCAUUGACAAAGAGGAACAUGCUAAAGGGUCUGGCCUCACCUAAAACCAAGGAUGGGCCAGCGCUGGGCUCUAACUCCUCUAUGGGCCAAAUUGAUAAAACUGCUGGUGGAGGCAGUGAAGAUGUUUCUGCAAAGACAAAGAAAAAAACUGCAAAGGUGGGAAGCAAGCCACCCAAGAUCCCCAAAUGAACACAAUAGCGUGGAAUUGUCAGGGUGCGGGUGCUGACCUUACCAAGG
Messenger RNA from Brassica napus (rape), 1410 nucleotides. RefSeq names its product nucleolin-like. NCBI's taxonomy places the organism in Eukaryota, Viridiplantae, Streptophyta, Magnoliopsida, Brassicales, Brassicaceae. The transcript has a single exon. The record is from RefSeq and is a predicted model, not a curated record. The coding region runs from base 67 to 1362 and encodes 431 amino acids.